This is a messenger RNA of Loa loa (African eye worm), 414 nucleotides long. RefSeq lists its product as hypothetical. The record is from RefSeq and is a predicted model, not a curated record. The coding region runs from base 1 to 414 and encodes 137 amino acids. The transcript has 2 exons. Lineage: Eukaryota; Metazoa; Nematoda; Chromadorea; Rhabditida; Onchocercidae.
AUGAUAAGUGCAACAGUUAGUCUGUUAUGUUAUUCAAGUUAUUAUCAACAACAAUACGAUGAAUGUGAUAAUGGCAAUUAUUGCUUUUUUUUGGAAGAUUAUUCAAUGCACAACCCAAUUAAUACACAAAAUCAUACACGGGGUUGUGAACAGCGGGGUCACUGUAAGACAUUGGUUGAAAAUUUGAGUGGAAAAAUUUUAACAAAAUAUGGUUUGACACAUAAAUGUGGAACAUUUAUGACAACUGCGACAACAUUUGCAGAUUUAUGUUGUUGUAAUUAUGAUUGGUGUAACAGGUUAAAGUUCAAUGAAUUACCAAUAGUAAUGGAUGGCAAAAAAAAUGAAUGCAACGACAAAGAUGAAGAAGAGGGGAUGAAAGAAAACGAAAAGAAGUAUUCAACAAUUCAUUUUUAA